AGUUUUCAACUUGAAGGUUCACCCUUACUUGUAGCAACCCACUUGUAUGUAAGACUAGGUGUUGGUCAUUGUAAUUACAGUUUGCAAAUGGGGAAUCGGCAGCUUCAUGUAAAACAAUAGUUAUUGGAUGUAAAGUAAAGCAAUGCUACUGAAUCUCUCUCACUUGCUGAAACACCCCACAAUCAAUCAAUUCGAUUGGCUCAUUAGUCGCUUUAACUCUUGGUCUUUAGCCAUAAGGAAUGCUUCUUCACCCUACAAAGCCUUACACAUUUACACCAGAAUGCAACGCCAAUCUGUCCCCUUCGAUAGCUUCUCAAUUCUUUUCGCUCUGAAAUCAUGUACCCAUUUUCAGAACAUACGCAUUAUACGUCAUGUUCAUGCCAAUCUUCUCAAACUGGGUUUCAACACUCAUCUUUACGUAGCCACGUCGCUGUUGCAUGCGUACGUUGUUUCUUCGUUUGGAGAUGCUUGUGACCUGUUUGAUGAAAUGCCUCAACGAAACACUGUAAGUUAUAAUACGAUGAUUACGGGCUUCUCCAGGUCAGAGGAUGUUGAAAAAGCAUGGUCAAUCUUUGAACAAAUGCCAUUGAGAGAUCUUGCAUCUUGGUCUGCAAUGAUCGCAGGAUACAUGAAUAAUGGUCGUUGGGAGAAAGGUUUGGAGCUUUUUCGUGAAAUGUUAAUGAACGAUGGAAUGAAACCUGAUCAAGUAACCUUGGGAUCGAUUUUAGCAGGCUGUGCGCGAAUGGGUUCGGUUGGGUUGGCUCUUGGAAAAUCGAUACAUGGGUUUUCAAUGAAGAAUGGCUGGGAAAUGAAUGCGGAACUUGGUACUGUACUACUUGACAUGUAUGCGAAAUGUGGGGUCUUGAAGAAGGCUUGUUUAGUCUUUGAUAUGAUGACAGAAAGGAAUGUCAUGUCUUGGACUGCAUUGAUUUGUGGGGCUGCGCAACAUGGAUGCGGCAAAGAAGCGAUAUCUGUAUUUCAGAAGAUGAAGGAAACGGGUGUGAGACCAAAUGAACUAACAUUUACAGGUAUUCUCAGCGCUUGCGCACAAGAAGGUUUAGUUGAAGAGGGUCGGAGAUUUUUCAAAAUGAGUAUAGAGUCUGGGUUGAAGCUGAGAAUUCAACAUUAUGGUUGCAUGGUUCAUUUGUUUGGAAAGGCAGGGCUGGUGGGGGAAGCUUAUGAUGUCAUUAAGACAAUGCCACUUAAACCAAACGUCGCUAUUUGGAGCUCCUUUCUGUUGGCUUGCAAGGUACACAGGCAGUUUGAAAUGGCUGAGAGAGUGAUUGAUCAGGUUUUGAGGAUUGUUAGGCCGGAGAUUGAUGGAGGGGUUUACAUCCUAAUUUGUGAUUUGUAUGCUUUGAGUGACAAGUGGGAUGAGUCAGAAAGAGUGAGGAAAUUAAUGUUCAACCAAAAUGUGAGGAAAGGAAGAGGAUCUAGUUUCAUCAAUAGUUCAACAGCAUAGACACAUUCUUUUUACGUUUGUUUCCCACAACUUGUGAACAAGAGUCAGAGAUCAUCAGCAACCAUCAGUUCAUGGUUGAGCUACUAGCUUUGUUGCGAUUUGCAAUGAUAUAAUUGGAAUGAGUAUACUUCAAUGUAACAAAAAAGGAUUUUUUUUUAUUCGUUAAAUUUUUUAUUCAACUAAAUAUGAGAAGGUGGAAGAUUAGAACAAGUUCAAUUGCAAAAGAAAGAAAAAAAUUG
Ilex paraguariensis (yerba mate) is the source of this 1701-nucleotide messenger RNA. The record is from the annotation of a GenBank genome assembly. NCBI's taxonomy places the organism in Eukaryota, Viridiplantae, Streptophyta, Magnoliopsida, Aquifoliales, Aquifoliaceae.